This is a messenger RNA of Orbicella faveolata, 2231 nucleotides long. RefSeq lists its product as uncharacterized. The record is from RefSeq and is a predicted model, not a curated record. Gene Ontology annotation, molecular function: nucleic acid binding. NCBI's taxonomy places the organism in Eukaryota, Metazoa, Cnidaria, Anthozoa, Scleractinia, Merulinidae. Gene Ontology annotation, biological process: DNA integration.
UGAUGUCAAGGAACUACAACAUGCUGAGCUGCAAACCAUCAAGAUAGUGCAGAACAAAGCGUUCCAAGAUGAAAUUCAAUUGCUGAGGGAUGCUAAUAUCAAAUCACCAGCCGCCGACCAAGAUGCCAGCAAAGAAAAGAUGAAGACGAUGAAGAGGUCGAGUUCGCUCUACAAACUUGACCCCUUUCUAGACGAAGAAGGCAUACUACGAGUUGGUGGGUGAUUGAGACAGUCAAGCAUCGCUUAUGAUGUGAAACACCCUGUCAUUCUGCCCAAGAAAGGACAUGUGACGAAUCUUAUCCUCUGCCACUUUCACCAGCUAAUUAAACAUCAAGGUCGUGGCAUUACUCAGAAUGAAAUCAGAUCAAGUGGCUAUUGGAUUGUUGGUGGAAGUUCCGUAGUGUCCAACCAUAUUUCCAAAUGUGUGUCUUGCCGGAAGCUGAGAGGUCGUCCUCAAGAACAGAAGAUGGCAAACCUACCUGAAGAUCGCCUAGAGCCCGCACCACCUUUCACUUUCUGUGCUGUGGACUACUUUGGCCCCUGGCACGUCAGAGAAGGCCGUCGCGAAGUAAAGCGUUACGGAGUGCUGUUUACAUGUCUAGCGUCCAGGGCUGUUCAUCUCGAAGUCGCGAGCAGUUUGUCUACUGACUCGUUUCUCAAUGCCUAUCGCCGAUUUGUGGGACGCCGUGGCCCAGUACGACAGUUGCGAUCAGACCAGGGCACGAACUUUGUUGGUGCAAAGAACGAGCUGCAACAAGCGUUAUCCACAUUGCAUCACGAGAAGAUACAGCAAGAACUAGCGAAGCGCAACUGUGACUGGAUAGAUUUCAAGAUGAAUGUCCCGGAGGCAAGUCACAUGGGUGGCGCUUGGGAGCGUCAAAUCCGUACUGUUCGAAAUGUGUUAGCAACACUCCUCACCCAGCACGCUGCCCAACUUGAUGAUGAAACCCUCAGAACCUUCAUGGUGGAGGCCGAAGCUAUCGUGAAUUGUCGUCCACUGACCGUCGACACGAUCAACUCCACACAAAUGCUAGAGUCCCUUACGCCCAACCACCUUCUUACGAUGAAGUCUAAGGUGAUACUGUCCCCACCUGGUGAAUUCCAACGUGCCGAUUUGUACUCAAAGAAAAGAUGGCGUAGAGUCCAGUAUCUAGCCAACGAGUUUUGGACGAGGUGGAGGAAGGACUAUCUAGUCCCUACAGCCAAGGCAGAAGUGGAUAGCCACGCGGAGAAACCUGCAGGUGGAUGACAUCGUUGUUGUUAUCAAUGACAACUCACCACGAAAUUGCUGGAGAAUCGCCCGUGUAGAGGAAACAUAUCCUGAUGAUGAUGGUCUGGUAAGGAAGGUUUGCAUCAAGAUUGCCGACCGGAACCUGGAUGAAAACGGUCGACCUGCUGGACCACUGACCAGCCUAUGCAGACCAGUUCAGAAACUUAUUUUGCUGUUGCCCCACGAAGAGAGGGAAGACCAGGGAAUCCCCACCUGAGGAGCCAUUUUAAAGAACUGUAUGGGCUUAUAGCCUAUAUCAAGAGACAUUGAUUUGAACAGUUGAACUUUAAUAGUUGAUUUAGUUUUAGUUUCUUUGAUUAGUUUGGUAAAUUUCUAGCGUAAUUUAGGGGAGCCAUAUAACGAAUACUGUUUAUUGUUGUGAUUGCGUGACCGUCAAUAUCUCUUUGUUUUGUGCGACAUAUCGAUUAGUUGUCGGCAUUACCUUUCAUUCGGACACGUGUAAGUUACAAGCACAUGUAGAAGAACAUUGAUCGAAGGAUCGUCAAAGAUACCAUUGUAAUAGGACGGGGAAAGAGGUAUGUUAUGUAGUUUGUCCUUUAAUUUAGACCCCGAAAUGUAUACCACUUAAUCGAAGGCAGAUUUGUUAUGCUGAAGGAUAUUUGUGUUUAGAUUUAUGUAUAUGCACGCCCCUCGUGCUCGAGUUAAGAACAUUUAGAUUAGCAUAGAUUUAUAGUAAUAGCUUUAUUCUGCUCGUUGUAUUUCAGUUUUUACGAACUUUCAAGUCCAAUAAACCAAUUGAGAACGAUAGAUGCUUGAAGGUUCCGUUAUUUAUAAAACAUUUCUCCGAUGCGGCGCUGGUAAUAAAUUCAAAGAUCAAUUGAUGUCAGCGUCCGCCCCGUUACAGCUUUGGUUGUUAAAACUUUCAAGUUCUGCUAUGGUAGCAGAGUUUAAAUUCUUCAUAAGUGAGAAAAGCUAGAUUCAGGUCAAGGUCUUUUAAGGU